Messenger RNA from Brassica oleracea var. oleracea, 796 nucleotides. RefSeq lists its product as uncharacterized. The coding region runs from base 26 to 541 and encodes 171 amino acids. NCBI's taxonomy places the organism in Eukaryota, Viridiplantae, Streptophyta, Magnoliopsida, Brassicales, Brassicaceae. The transcript is spliced from 2 exons. Gene Ontology annotation, molecular function: zinc ion binding. The record is from RefSeq and is a predicted model, not a curated record.
UGUCACACCGGAGGUCGAGAAGGUGAUGCAGACACAUAUUAGGCUCACAAAAGGCAGCAAAAUUGCAAACAUCACCGAUUGGAGCUAUCAAGUUAGGGGGCUGUUCGGUCAAGCAAACACUGUCUCUCAUGAAACAAAAGUCUGUACUUGCCAAGUGUUCCAGAAACUCAAAAUCCCUUGCGGCCAUGCUCUGUUAGCUGCGGACUACAUUGGACUCUCCUAUGCCCAACUGUUUGGAGAUUGCUACAAGACACAAUCAUGGAUCGACACCUAUGCAGGAGUCAUAUACCCUGAGGCCCCCUUGGGAGAUCACCCAGUAGCUGAUUCGAUCACAAUGCUCCCCCCCAGACUCGCCGACCAUCUGGACGCCCCAAAGAUAAGCGCGUUGCAUCAACAGGAGAGAUCCCGCCCCCAAAGAAGAAAAAACUUAUUCCUAACAAAUGUGGGCGAUGUGGCCGUACCGGUCACAACAGAACCAACUGCAUUAUCCCCAUCUGACUGGGGUGAAUCCUAUAUCCACCGGAAAUUACCUUUUGGAUAGCGCAUUCACCCCCCAAGAGGAUCCUUUUUGUGGUUUUAGUUUUUGGGAUGUAAUAACAAUUGAACAUGUAUUGAGUGUUUUGCGUUCGCUACAACUUUCACUACUUCUUUUCUAGUCCGCGCAUUACUUAGUUCAUCUGGGCUCUACACCUCAACACGAUUUCAUGUCCAACUGGAUAUCUAUUAAAUGUGUACACCACCUGCAUCGCUUUACUACUUAAAUUGCCUCAUAUUAAAAAUCUGCAUCGCUUUAUAC